AUGGACGCCAUUUAUGUCCAGGGUAGCGAUUCCAAGCCAAUGAACUCUUCGUUGACUAUACUGUCCGGCACCGCGUCUAAGGAAUUAGCUCCAGGACCCUACUUCAUCAACGCAGCUGGCCAUGUCUACGAGGCAUGGAGACUGUUCUCUGAUAUGCAAGGCGCUUUCACCGAGUCUGCGAUCGCGAACGGCGACGGUUCUUACUCGGUCUUGCCUGCGGGUACUGUGGGCCAAAAGCAUGCCAUCGCCGUCCCUUCGCGUCUCUACUUCACCAAGACGGCUGAGAAGCCUUUGGCUGGUGUAAGGAUUGGUAUCAAAGACAUCUACGAUAUCAAGGGCCUGCGAACAUCCAACGGAAACCGAGCCUGGUACUGGCUAUACCCUCCUGCCAACGCGACUGCGCCGCCCGUCCAGAACCUGAUCGACGCGGGAGCGAUCAUCGUCGGCAAGAUGAUUACCUCUCAAUUCGCCAAUGGCGAAACCGCAACGGCCGACUGGGUCGACUACCACGAGGCAUUCAACCCCCGUGGCGACGGCUACCAAGACACCUCCUCCAGUUCCUCUGGUGGCGGCGCUGGUACCGCUUCUUACUCUUGGCUCGAUGUCAGUCUCGGAUCCGACACCGGCGGCAGCGUGCGCGGCCCGUCCCAAGUCCAAGGUCUCUACGGCAAUCGCCCAUCUCACGGGCUGGUGUCUCUGGACCACACCAUGCCACUGAGUCCCGUGCUCGACACCCCCGGCUUGUUAGCGCGCAACCCUCAAAUCUGGAUGGAAGCAGCCCAAGCCAUGUAUGGCCCCAACAUCACCAUCACAAGUAACUAUCCAACUAGCAUCCAAACCCUCGGCUGGCCCGCCGAAGUCGAAGACAUCGCCGAACAAAUCCUCAUCGACUUCCUCGGAAACGUGACCGAUUUCCUGAGCGCAAACGCUACCGCUUUCAACGUCACAGCCUCUUUUGACGCCGCGAACCCAGAUGUCGCACCUCUUACUGUCUUCCAGAACCUCACCUACGCCAUCCUAAUCACCAAGCAGCAGAUCGAGCUCGUCCGCGAACCUUUCUACGCCGACUACGCCGAAGUCCACGACGGCCGUCUUCCAUUCGUUAACCCCGUCCCGCUAGCACGCUGGGGCUGGGGCGACAACCAAACCAUCACCGUCGACGAGGCUGUUACCAACAAGACAAUCUUUCAAACCUGGGCUAACGAGACCUUCCUCGCUCCCUCUCCCGAGACAUGCUCAAAGUCCCUCGUCAUGUACGUCGGCUCCACCGGCGGCACCACCUACCGCAAUACAUACUGGGACGAGCCCGGCGUGCCUUUUGGCUUCGGCAACAGCCGCAUAUCGGUUAUGGCGGAGGUGCCAGACUAUGUUGUGCCGCUGGGUGAGGCGCCGUAUAACUCGACGAUUACGGGGCAUGUGGAGUAUUUGCCUGUUACGGCGAAUUUGAUGGCGGCGAAGGGGUGUGAUGGCAUGUUGUUCUCGCUUAUUAAUGAGUUGUAUGAGGCGGGGAUUCUGAAGGAGAGUAUGGUUGGGCAGAGUGGGGUUACGGGUGGGGAGAUUUUGUUGAGGAGGGAUGCGCUGUGA
Molecule: messenger RNA, 1584 nt
Organism: Alternaria novae-zelandiae
Lineage: Eukaryota; Fungi; Ascomycota; Dothideomycetes; Pleosporales; Pleosporaceae
Exons: 3
Coding region: 1-1584 (527 amino acids)
Source: RefSeq, a predicted model, not a curated record